CUAGUUUCCAAUUGGUGGUGACGUCUCCAGUUUGAAAUUUCAGCGGGGCAGCGUCGUUGUUGUGUUAGAAUUCACCCGUAAGCAGAGCAGUGCAUGCAGAAUUUCCAAAGAAAGCGAGUUAACCAUUUAUCUCUUCAUAAUUUAUGAAUAUAACAACAUCAUAGUAAUAUUUCGGCGUCGAAGAUGUCUUUUUCAAGAGCCCCGGUAAAACGAUUUAAUGAAAAUGUCGGGUGUGCACCGCCACCGGGCACCUACGAGGUCAAAAUUGGGGAACCGAAGGGACCUGCUUCAUUUCACAAAUCUGAACGCUUCAGGCCUGCAAAGCCUGUUUCUGCGGUUACACCACAGUCUCCUUCUAAACUGGUCCCCAUGUCACCUGUGCGGAGGACCAUGUCUGCAGAUGGCCUGGCUGAUGUCCUGAGUGCGAGGAAAGAGAAGAGUAGCAUCACCAUGCAGAUGAAACAACAGAAGCUGUUGGAGAAAGAGAUCCGCUCCCUGCUGACGCAGCGUGGGGAGCAGGACCGGCGGCUGCAGUCCCUGGAGGAGGAGCUGAGGAAGGUGGAGGCCAAACUGCUGUCCGCCGUCAGGGAGAAGACGGGCCUGUCGGCCAGCGUCACCUCCUUGGAGCGGCAGCUGGCCGAGAUGAAGAAGGCCAACGAGUUCCUCAAGAACAAGGUGUCUGCCGACACCACGAAGAAGAGGAUCAACUCCCUCACCAUGGAGCUCAUGGAGGCCAGGAACAAGCUGGAUGUCAAGGACAAGGAGGUGAGCUUCCUGCAGAUCAACACAGAGGGCCAGGUGAAGGUGCUGGAGACUGACCUGGAGGCAGCCAGGGCCACGCUGUCGGCCCUGAUGGAGAGGAACAGAGACCUGGAGGACCUGCACCAAGCAACCAAAGCCCAAAACGAGGAGCUUGAGAACGAGAUUGACAAGCUGCAUGGUCUGAUCCAGGAGCUGAGAGAGGAGACCAAAGCUUUGCAGGGUUACCUCGACACUGCCAACGACCAGAUCCAGGACCUGCGGAUGAAUCUUCGCGAGAAGACUGAGAUGGAGCAGAGCUUGACUGCAUCUCAGCAGGAGAAGAUGGAUAACCUGGAGAACAAACUCGUCCGGUUCACGUUGGAGCUCGAGAGUUCCCAGAAUGCACUGAGGCAACAGGAGGAGGAGUCCAAGGUGCGUCAGCGAGACCUCCAGGCGUCCCAGGAUGCUUUGGGGCAGAUGGAGGGCGAGAUGAAGCGGGCCAAGCAGGAAGCGCUGGACUCCCAGGACGUGGCGCGCCAGCAGGGGGCGGAGCUAUCCCGGCUCAGGGAGGUGCUUAGGAGGACAGAGGCGGAGCUGGAUGAGAGAGUGGCCCACCUGGGAGAGAGGUGUCUGUUCCUGGAGGAUGAGAGAGGGCGGACCCAGGAGGAGGGUUUGAAGAGAGUGCAGGAGCUGAAGGCAGAGUUGAGCUCCCUGCAGGAGAGCAUGAGGAGCGAGGAGGAGGCGCUCCGACAGCACCAGCUGUCCCACACCGCCCUGACGGAGGAGCUGGAGAAGGAGAAGGAGCGGGCCUCGGUCCUGGCCUCCACCCUGGCGAGGGCGAGGGAGGAGAUGGGCCUGGAGCAGAGGCAGCUGGAGGACGAGCUGGAGGAGGCUCUGGGAGAGCUGAGCGCCCUGGAGGAGCAGGAGCAGAGGAGGGAGGAGGAGGAGCGGGGGAGGGGGGAGGCUCUGCACACGCUGCGGCAGGAGAAGGCACACCUGGAGAGGGAGCUGGGAGAGGCCAGGGCACAGCUGAUUAGGAUGAACAGUGAGACGGAGGCGUCGGAGGAGACGCGCGGCGCGGCCCUGCGGGGGCUCCAGGAGGAGCUCGUCAGGUCUCUCAGCAAGAUAGGCGAGCUGGCCACCGAGCUGCAGAGCACCAAGCAAGCUCUGAAGUCAGCGGAGGACAGAGGCAGAGAGCUGGGAGAAGAGAUGGAGGGGGCGGCCCGGCAGAUGAAGGACGAGAUGGAGGGGCUGGCCCGGACGAAGGAGGAGGAAGUGCAGAGGCUGCGGGGGGAGAUGGAGGCGAGGGACGAGGCGCUCCUCUCCUCCCAGCAGACGCAGGAGAAAGCCAGGGAGGAGUUUGCGAGGAUGCUUCUGGACGUACAGACCCGUCUAGCUCAGAGGGAGAAGGAGGUGGAGACGGCAAAGGAGGCCCACGCCUCCCUGGCCGCCCGGCUGCAGGAGGAGCAACGGGACCGAGAGGAGGCGCAGAGGAAGCUGGGGCAGCGGGAGAAAGAGGAGGCGCUGGAGAAGUCUGCGCGGGAGGAGGAGGCGCAGAGCCGGCUCCAACGGGCAGAGGAGGAGGUGGGGGAGGCCCUGAAGCGACUGGGCCAAGAGAGGGAUGAGAAGGAGGAGGCGCGGAGUCUCCUGAAGCGGGAGAGGGGGGAGAGGAGGGACUCCCGGCAGGGCAGGGCAGAGGAGGUGGGAGCCCUGCGGAGACGAGUGGAGGAGAUGGAGGAGGAGAGGGGGAGUCUGCAGACCCGGAUGGACCAGGAAAGGGAGAACCUCACGAAACGGGUGGAGGAGGUGGAGCAGGACAAGGAGAACCUUCAGAACCAGGUGGAGGAGAUCCAACAAGACGAGGAGAGCCUUCGUAGACGGGUGGAGGAGGGGGAGCAGGGCAUGAGGGUGCUGCGGGAGCAGGUGGAGGUGACGGUGCAGGAGAAGGUGACUCUGCAGUGGGAGAUGGAGGAGCAGAGGCGGGAGAUCCAGACACUGCUGGCCCAGAGCCAGGAGAAGAGCUCUUCAGACUCUGAGACCGAACACUGGAAGAGACUAUACGAGGAGCUCUUCGCCAAAGUCAAACCCUUCCAGGAGCAGCUGAAUGGGUUUGCGGCAGAGCGGGACGCGCUACUGAGCGAGAACGGGGUGACCCAGGAGGAGAUGACCCGUCUGGCCGACGCCUACGCCCGCCUGCUGGGCCACCAGAACCAGAGGCAGAAGAUCCGACACGUGGUGAAGCUGAAGGACGACAACAUCGCCCUGAAGCAGGAGCUGUCUAAGCUAAGAGCCCAGGUGAGCCGACAGAAGAAGGACAUGGAGCAGCUGAAAGCAGACCAGGCUCCUCACAGGUUUGACCCCAGCAAAGCCUUCCAGCACGCCAGCAAGGAGAACCAGCAGCCCCCUGGGCCUGCUGCUGCUGCUCUCAGACAGGGAAACCGUCUUUAAGAAAAGAGCAGUGAUCCAGAAGCUGUGUGUGUGUGUGUGUGUGUGUGUGUGUGUGGAUGGAUACUAGCCCUGCUCUAGCAGCCUGCUAAAGGUGUGUUUGUCCUUGUCCUGUCAGAUCUUCCUCUAUAGUCUUUUAUCUCUGUUUGUAUUGCUUGGCUAUAAUCCAGAUGUCAUUAUGGUUGCACUUUCGUUUUUGUGAUGCUGGUAUCGAAGUAUGCUGGAAUCAAGGACAGGAAUUUGAGAGAUUCUGUAUAUUUUUGUGAUCUUGAAUAGUUUUGAUAUACCAAUAUAUCACCAACCUAUUUUACAAAUUUAAAACAAUGUUUUUAUUCUUUUUUUUAUUUUAUUAACUAGUACUACAGUGGUGUCAUGCUUGGGUAUUUUCAUACAGCUGGAUUCUAACAAUGUUCUUAUUUGACGGCUGCAGCGUAGUGACAUCUUCCCAGAAAUGACUCGAAUAGACUUUGAUUUCCCUUUUGAGGGAAUGACUUUCCAAAAUAAAAGUUUUUGGUCUUGUAUCCACAAA
Molecule: messenger RNA, 3715 nt
Organism: Osmerus eperlanus (European smelt)
Lineage: Eukaryota; Metazoa; Chordata; Actinopteri; Osmeriformes; Osmeridae
Gene: hmmr
Product: hyaluronan-mediated motility receptor (RHAMM)
Exons: 20
Coding region: 184-3189 (1001 amino acids)
Cellular component (GO): membrane
Molecular function (GO): hyaluronic acid binding
Source: RefSeq, a predicted model, not a curated record